This is a messenger RNA of Bipolaris maydis ATCC 48331, 1197 nucleotides long. The record is from RefSeq and is a predicted model, not a curated record. NCBI's taxonomy places the organism in Eukaryota, Fungi, Ascomycota, Dothideomycetes, Pleosporales, Pleosporaceae.
CGCUGCCUGCUAGUAACCAAACCCACCGCCAACUCUUCCCCAGCCUGCCUUGUGCUUGUAUCAACACCCAAAUACGAACUCGGGUACAUUGCCAGCCUAGUCUCUCUUGCGACCGCCAGCCAAAGCCAGCCUCCCCCGUCUCACACCCCAAACAGCGGGUGCCAACGCCGCAAUCCACUCUCGCGCACGAUAACGCACACGGCCGCCCUCUACCAACAUGGCUGGCUCCAGAAAUUAUGACUUUCUUAUCAAACUCCUCCUCAUAGGCGACUCGGGCGUAGGCAAGUCGUGCUGUCUGCUGCGCUUCAGCGAAGACUCGUUCACUCCCUCGUUCAUCACCACCAUCGGCAUCGACUUCAAGAUCCGCACGAUUGAGCUCGACGGCAAGCGCGUAAAGCUGCAGAUAUGGGAUACGGCAGGUCAAGAGCGCUUCCGGACCAUUACCACGGCCUACUACAGGGGUGCCAUGGGCAUUCUGUUAGUCUACGACGUUACCGACGAGAGGAGCUUCACCAACAUUCGCACAUGGUUCGCCAACGUUGAGCAACACGCCACCGAGGGUGUCAACAAGAUCCUCAUUGGUAACAAGUGCGAUUGGGAAGAGAAGCGCGCUGUCUCGACAGAACAAGGCCAGGCUCUCGCUGACGAGCUCGGAAUCCCCUUCCUCGAGGUCUCUGCAAAGAGCAACAUCAACGUUGACAAGGCCUUUUACAGCUUGGCCGGCGAUAUCAAGAAGCGGUUGAUCGAUACUGCAAGGACAGACCAGAGCGCUACGCCAAAGGUGGACGUCAGCGGGCAGGACGGUGGCAAUGCAGGCAUGGGUGGCAAGUGCUGUUAAAGAGGGACGUGGAAGAGAGGCCAUGCAUGUAUCUGCGAGUUUGAAUUGAAGAGAUAGUUUUGGAGGAGCAGGGGAGGAUCAAUGCGAUGUUGAAGACGCGGGGGGGGUAAGAAGCGGUGGCUAGCUAUGCAGACGGCUGGCACGUUAGCGCUUGUACUGAGGCUACGAAAGACGACUGCAGAAAGUUUGCAUGAUGAUAUAUGGCACCACCAUGGUAGGCAACUCGCUUGAGCGACUCUUUUGGGUAUCAUCACUUUCCUUACCACUUCUUUGUUCUGGCGUUUUGAGAGAAUGGGAGUAACCUACCUUUUACAUUACGUAUUGUAAUGCCAAUCUUGUAAAUGCACAUUUAUUUCCAU